Messenger RNA from Lodderomyces pseudojiufengensis, 726 nucleotides. RefSeq lists its product as uncharacterized. The transcript has a single exon. The record is from RefSeq and is a predicted model, not a curated record. NCBI's taxonomy places the organism in Eukaryota, Fungi, Ascomycota, Pichiomycetes, Serinales, Debaryomycetaceae. Bases 1 to 726 code for a protein of 241 amino acids.
AUGGACUUAUCUAAUUUAUCAAAUACUUUACCACAUCUGAAACCAAUACUGAGACAAAAGAAACCAGAAGAGUCUCAUCCGCCAUCAACUUCGCAAUCAUCAACAUCAUCCACUUCUUCUUCCGACAUUAGCCUGGAACUUACAACACAUUUUAAAGACGCAGCCAAAGCUGUAGCAUCUUUAUACAAUAGUUCAUUAACUUCAUCAUCAAAUGAAUCUCAAAAAUCAGCUGUAAAACUCGAUUUUGCUAGUGCCGCUAGAUCAGUUGCUUCGUUAUAUAAAUUGGGGCAAAUUUCACAUUCAUCAUCACAAGAAAAAGGUUAUUUACAAUGUAUUGACGAUUUAUUGGAUAUUAUAACAAACAAUGAAGAUGUUGAAAAUUGGGCAUUAACAAGAAGAGCAGAAUUAACUAAAAAUUCAUCAUCAACUACUAUACGACAACAAAAAACAACAUUAGAAGAUUCUAAAAUACCCAGUGAUUUUGUAUUUCAAUUUAAUUCUGAUACUACUGCAUCUUUUAAACCUAGUAUUCCUCCUAUUUCAGUUCAACAUAAUCAAUCACAACGUAAUCCAGUAUUAAAGAAAACUAAAUUACAACAACAAUAUUAUAAAAAAUUAUAUUCAUCGGGAGAAUCAAGUGAAAGUGAAACUGAUGAUAAUAAAAGAGUUAAAAUAUUUAAAGAUUCAAGUAUUAGCCCAGCUAAGAAAAAGAAAAAGAAAAAUUAA